AUGUACAAUAAGCUUACCAUUGCCUUGGCCAUGGCCUCGGCCGUCUCUGCUGCUCCCGCCCUCGCGCCUCGCCAGGACCCUUGCCAGGACGCCUACAAGGCUUGCAUCGCCGCUGGAACACCAGAGGUCGCCUGCUCUUGCACCCUCACUGCUUGUCUCGGUGAGGACAACGCCCGCAACCGCGAGUACUGUGCUACCGCUACGGCCAACCUGCCCAAGCCCACUUCCACCGGCAUCCCCGGCGGCUGCAACCCGGCCCACCCCGGCUCGUGCCCCUCGUCUUACUUCACCUACCCCACCGCCUCGGCCAGUGCGGCUCCGUCCUUCACCUCUAUCCCGGGCAUCCCCGGAGGUUGCAACCCGGCCCACCCCGGCUCCUGCCCCUCCUCCUACUUUACCUACCCUACUGCUUCGGCCAGCGCGGCGCCAACCUUCACGCCGAUCCCGGGCAUCCCCGGCGGCUGCAAUCCGGCUCAUCCUGGCUCUUGCCCCUCUUCCUACUUCACCUACCCCACCGUCUCUGCCACUGCUGCUCCUGCUCCCACCGGCGGCAGCUCUUCUGGCUACACCGAUCCCAAGCCUGUUGAGGGCAAGACCUGGACGAUCAAGGACCUGACCCGCUACUGCGGCGAGGACAACUCCGGCUGCGACUACAACUUCAAGAUCGAGGCUGACGGCGUCACCGAGGCCUGCACCGUCAUUCGCAUGCCUGGCUCCAACGCUGCCACCGAGAGCUGGUCCAACCAGCCCUGCACCUCCGGCUCCAAGUACCAGAUCUCUUGGGGCUACGUUGCCGAGCCCGCCCCUGCCUUCGCUGUCCUCAGCGUCGUCGACGGCAAGGAGAUUGCCUGGUUCGGUGUCUCCAACGUCAACGGCCAGCCGGUCACCACCGCUCCCUCCAACCCCUUCGGCUCUGGCCAGUUCGGCAACCUUGGCCCUGAGCAGGUUUACACCUACUAA
Messenger RNA from Colletotrichum chrysophilum, 960 nucleotides. RefSeq lists its product as uncharacterized. The coding region runs from base 1 to 960 and encodes 319 amino acids. The transcript has a single exon. NCBI's taxonomy places the organism in Eukaryota, Fungi, Ascomycota, Sordariomycetes, Glomerellales, Glomerellaceae. The record is from RefSeq and is a predicted model, not a curated record.